Dentiscutata heterogama is the source of this 214-nucleotide messenger RNA. NCBI's taxonomy places the organism in Eukaryota, Fungi, Glomeromycota, Glomeromycetes, Diversisporales, Gigasporaceae. The record is from the annotation of a GenBank genome assembly.
CAAUUUUUAGAAGCCGAUAGUGAUUACGACAGCGAUAAUGAGAUCAAACAGCAAUUUUUUGAAGCAGAUAAAUUAAUCAAAGAAUUUCCAAUUAUUACACAAAAACAUGAAAAUAAUAAGUAUACUUCUAAACUUAUUGAUACGAGAGGAAUUGUUUCUGAGUUGGAAAGUUUUAAAAGUAAUCAAGAUCUUAAACUAAGUAAUUUUAAACCAA